AUGCGGUUCAGUUUAAUCACCAGCGUCCUAGCCCUCGGCACCUUUGUCGAGGCAGGCUUCAACCAAGGCGCCAUCAAAGCCUUCAACCGUCCUCACCCUCGACACUAUGAUCAGAAACGCGCUCCCGUUCCUCAACCCCACCUUAACAAGCGAGCAAAGUCUAAAUUCUUGAACAAGAAUUCUGAAAAGUUUGCUGUUAACGGGAGUGCUAUUCCUGAGGUCGACUUUGACGUCGGAGAGUCUUAUGCUGGACUUUUGCCCAUCUCGCAGGAUCCUGAUGAGGAGAGGGAAUUGUUCUUUUGGUUCUUUCCUAGUACUAAUGUCAAUGCCUCUGAGGAGGUGCUCAUUUGGUUGAAUGGUGGUCCUGGAUGUAGUUCUCUUAGUGGUCUUUUGACCGAGAAUGGUCCUUUCUUGUGGCAGCAGGGUACUCUUUCCCCCGUACCAAACUCCUACAGCUGGACAAACCUAACCAACGUCAUCUGGAUCGAACAGCCCGUCGGAGUAGGCUACUCCCAAGGCAAACCGAACAUCACAAACGAAGUAGAACUCGGUCUCCAAUUCGCCGGCUUCUGGAAAAACUUCAUCGACACCUUUGACAUGAAAGGUUUCACCACAUACAUCACCGGAGAAUCCUACGCAGGUUUCUACGUACCUUACAUCGCCGAUGCGUUCAUCACUGCUGAUGAUGACGAUUACUACAAGCUUGGCGGUGUAGCUAUCAAUGAUCCUAUCAUCGGUGACGCUACUCUGCAACAACAGGCUGUUAUUCUGCCGUUUGUCGAGUACUGGGACAAGUUGUUCUAUCUUAAUGAGACGGCAAUGAAUGCCCUGCGCUGGACUCAUGAGCAUUGUGGUUUUGACAAGUAUCUUGAGAAAUACGGUACUUUCCCUCCUCCUGAGGGUAAAUUCGAGGUUCUGCCCGAUCCUUAUCUGGAUACCAAGAACUAUACUUGUGAUAUGUUUGACUGGGCAUACUCGGCCGCUCUGGACCAGAACCCUUGUUUCAACAUCUACCACAUCACUGAUACUUGUCCCAAGACAUAUAGUCAGCUGGGCAUUGUCAACUCUGGCGACUACUCUCCUCCUGACGCUGAAGUCUACUUCAACCGCACAGACGUCAAGAAAGCUCUUCACGCCCCCGUGAACACAUCAUGGUACCAAUGCACCCGCAACAACGUCUUCGGCUUCGGCAAUCCCAACUCCACCCGCAGCGACACCUCCCUCGCACCCGCUCAAAACGACGUUCUCAAGCGUGUAAUUGAGCACACCAACAACACCAUCAUCGGCGUAGGCCGUCUAGACUUCAUCCUUCCCCCCAACGGCACACUCUUCGCCCUCCAGAACGUAACAUGGAACGGCAAACAAGGCUACCAAUCCUACCCCCAGGACAAACAGUUCUACGUGCCCUUCCAUCCUGAGUUCAACGGCGGAAGACUCAGUGAGGCGGGUAUUGUGGGACAGUGGGGUUAUGAGCGUGGGUUGACGUACUAUGAGGUUCAGCUUGCGGGCCAUGAGUUGCCUGGGUAUAGUGCUGGUGCUGGGUACAGGGUUGUGGAGAAGUUGUUGGGAAGGAUUAAGGAUUUGGGCGUCAUUGAGGAUUUUACGACGCAGAAGGGUGAUUAUCAGGGGGAUGUUAAUGCGACGGUUACCAAUGUGGGCUUGAACCACUUUGGACGGCCUUUUGGGCAGGGGUUUCUUUAA
Messenger RNA from Fusarium coffeatum, 1701 nucleotides. RefSeq lists its product as uncharacterized. Lineage: Eukaryota; Fungi; Ascomycota; Sordariomycetes; Hypocreales; Nectriaceae. The record is from RefSeq and is a predicted model, not a curated record. Gene Ontology annotation, biological process: proteolysis. Gene Ontology annotation, molecular function: serine-type carboxypeptidase activity. The transcript is spliced from 4 exons. The coding region runs from base 1 to 1701 and encodes 566 amino acids.